Messenger RNA from Clarias gariepinus (North African catfish), 788 nucleotides. RefSeq names its product myosin-13-like. The record is from RefSeq and is a predicted model, not a curated record. The transcript has 6 exons. The coding region runs from base 64 to 738 and encodes 224 amino acids. Lineage: Eukaryota; Metazoa; Chordata; Actinopteri; Siluriformes; Clariidae.
UCUCUCUCUGAAGCUCAGAGGAGACAUGAGCAGGCAUUGGAGAAAAUCACUCACCAGGAGGAGAUGAACUCCAUCCUGAAGUCCAAAGUGGUCGCAUUGCAAGAGGAUCUCUCUCUGACACGGAUAAUGUGGAAAGACCAGAUCAGGGAGACGGAGCGACAGCAGGAGGCUCGCGCGAGACUGGAGUCACAGUGCAAGGAGUUGGAGGAAACUUUAAAACAGCGACUGACGAAAAAAAAAUUAAAGGCCUCCCGGGCUGAAGCUGAGCGAAAAUCCAACGAAGCGGUGGAGUCCUGCGCACAGCUGGAGACUGAAAAGACAGAGCAGUUGUCCCAGGUGAACGCACUGGAGGAAGAGCUCUCAGUCACACACACAAAAUGUGCUGCAAUGAACGUGAGUGAGGAGCAUGAGCAAAAGCAAGAGGUUGACCAUUUUCUGGAGACACAGAGCAAUCACAUGAAUCAAACACACUACGAGAAGUUCCUAAUGGUCCUACUGUCUGAAGCUGAGAGGAAAUAUGAUGAAGCGAUGUUGUCCUAUGCUCAGCUACAGAGUGAGAAUUCUGACCUGAUGUCCCAGGUGAACACACUGCGAGGAUCAGUGCAGCAGCUGGAGGCAGAGCUCUCUGUCUCACACACAAGGUGUACGGCAGUGAACUUCAAUGAGGAGAGCGAGCAAAACCAAGAGUCUGAUCAUCUUCUGAAGGAGGAGAGCGAUUCAGUGAAUGAAACACCUUGAUUAUUAUACUUCCAGCUGAAGCCUUUGUCAGGUACUCAGAAGGUCCUGAA